Messenger RNA from Cuculus canorus (common cuckoo), 1431 nucleotides. Its product is annotated as putative methyltransferase DDB_G0268948. The transcript has 7 exons. Lineage: Eukaryota; Metazoa; Chordata; Aves; Cuculiformes; Cuculidae. Gene Ontology annotation, molecular function: S-adenosylmethionine-dependent methyltransferase activity. The coding region runs from base 335 to 1150 and encodes 271 amino acids. The record is from RefSeq and is a predicted model, not a curated record.
AGGUGUUUCCUUAGUUAAUUCAGGUGAAACUAUAGUCCAAGUGGUUUCAUGAAAGGUAGCCAUAUUAAAAAUCUGACUGUGGAUUAUGAUUUUGCUCAUUAGUUUUUCUUCUUGUCUGGGUAAAGGAGGAAAAUGAUCCCUCAGGUAGCAGAAGCUUCUUUUAGAGACCACAUAACUAUAGAACUAUGCAUGCAUCUCCUCUUCCUCCCUACCAUUCAAGAAACCAUAAGUAAAGCUGACUUAUGAAUGUCUCUGUCGAUGUUUCAUUUUCAGGACAGAUUCUGUUUCCUUUUGCAUAGAAAUUUUUGGAGGAAAGGUGCCAGGUCACACCAGGAUGGCCACCCAGAUGUUUGAGGGGAAAGGGCAUGCGGCCGUCUACCAGAAAUACAGAUUUGCACCGGGCAAAGAGCUGCAGCAAACCAUCCUCACCUACCUGAAGGAGAAGAGGACAAGUCCUGUUGAGCUGGUGGUGGAUGUCGGCUGCGGGUCUGGCCAAGGCACCCGUUUCCUUGCGGAGCACUUCAAGAAGGUGGUGGGAACGGACAUCAGCGAAGCGCAGAUCCAGGAGGCCAAGGAUUCCGCCACCACACCCAAUGUCUCCUACCUUGUGUCCCCUGCAGAGGUGCUGCCGUUGGAGGACAACUCGGUGGACCUCAUCACUUCGUUUACAGCCGCACACUGGUUUGAUCUCGAGAAGUUCAUGAGAGAAGCAAACCGGGUGCUUAAGCCAGGUGGUUGCGUGGUCCUCUGCACCUACACUUUGGACAUGAGUCUGCGCUAUGGAAACUGCUCUGAAAAGCUGACCAAGGUCUUCAGGGAGUCCUGGGACCAGAUUUUCAAAUACUCGCAUAGUAGAGUAAAACAUGUCUUGGAAGACUACAAAGAGAUCUUUGAGGCCUUGCCAUUUCCAGACAAGAAGAGAAUCACUGAUAUCUUUGACAAAAUUCCCAUGACGGUUGCUGGAGUAGUUGGUUACCUGGAGUCUGUCUCUCCAUAUCAAGUCUAUAUGAAGAAUGACCCUGAAGCUGCAAAAUCCCUCCUCCAAGAGGCUGAGAAGAGGAUGCUGGAGACCAUGGGAGUUUCUUCUCGUGACACCCCAGUGGAGCUCUGGGUGAGGCACGUCUGCGUCUUGGGGUGCAAGGGACAAUGAGAGGAAAAACCUUCUCCUGAUGGUGUGAAGGAAAAAGGGAGUUAUCUCCUAAUACCUGACUCAAACUUACACUUAUUUCUUGGGAAGACUGGUGCUGAUUUUGGUGAUUAUAAUUGAUCUUUGUCCCUCAGUCUGCCCAGAGCUGUGCCCUCAGCACUGGGAGGGUCUAGUUGCACACUGGUGAUGAUUGGGUUGCACAAAAGGGUGAGAAUCACAGCAACAGCUCUGAGGAACUUAUUGCAUUUCUUACACAAUUAACAUUAAUAAAAAAAAAAAAAGGC